Messenger RNA from Galleria mellonella (greater wax moth), 3272 nucleotides. RefSeq names its product facilitated trehalose transporter Tret1-like. Gene Ontology annotation, biological process: transmembrane transport. The transcript is spliced from 3 exons. The coding region runs from base 189 to 1622 and encodes 477 amino acids. Lineage: Eukaryota; Metazoa; Arthropoda; Insecta; Lepidoptera; Pyralidae. Gene Ontology annotation, cellular component: membrane. Gene Ontology annotation, molecular function: transmembrane transporter activity. The record is from RefSeq and is a predicted model, not a curated record.
CUGUUUUUGAGUCUCGAUGCUCUAUCUAUAUAAUAUGAGUUGCCUAUAUAUAUACAUUAUAUUAUUACGUAUUUAGUUAUGUUAUCUACGUACUUAUAUAAUUUAAAUAUAGUUGAUUACAUUUUUCAGUAACACUGUACGCUAAUAAUGGCAUUUACCUCUUUUAUUAAUGAGUUAAAAUCUAAAUUAUGGCAUUAAAUACGUGGAUAUCACCUUUUUUGAUACAAUGCUUUGUGACAGCAGGAGUAUCUAUCAACAUGUCGGGGAUGGGCAUGGUGAUGGGAUUCACUGCAGUGCUGCUGCCUCAAUUGAGAAGUCCAGAUUCUCCAUUGCAAGUAGAUGACUCGUCAGGUUCUUGGAUUGCUGCCGUUCCUGGUUUCGGUAUCAUAGUUGGUAACUUCAUAAUACCAAGUAUAAUGAGCAAGUAUGGAAGGAAAAUUGCAAAUUUCGUCAGUGUCGUGAGCUGCAUUAUUGGUUGGGUAUGCAUUGUGUUGUCCAAGAGUGUCAAUGUAAUGAUUGUUGCUAGAUUUCUCCAAGGUGUCCAAAUAGGUAUGAUGACAACACUGGGUCCAGUUCUAAUCGGGGAAUACACUAGUCCCAAAAGUCGUGGAAUGUUUCUAAUGACAAUAUCGGUAACAAUAAGUAUAGGAGUUUUUGUCAUUCACACAAUGGGAAUUUAUGUGAAUUGGCAAGUGUCUGCAUACGUUUGUAUUGGUAUUGCGGUGGUAGACAUGAUCAUAGUCAUAUUGUCACCAGAAUCACCGAGCUGGUUGGCUGAACAAGGAAGACAUGAGGAAUCUAAAAACGUAUUUAGGUACCUGAGAGGUGAUAAGGAAGAAGAUGAAUUGGAAAAGAUAAUUGCAGCGAGUAUUGUUAAUAAAAAACAAAAAGAAGAUAAUAUAGCACAUGAUAAUUUCGGAAUAAAGAUGAAAAAUAGGAUAAGAUACAUGAAAGAGACAGUGCAGAAAAGAGAGUUUUAUCUCCCUGUACUUAUAAUGCUGCAUGUGUUCACAAUUGUGCAUUGGAGUGGCAUAAAUAUGCUGACGUCUUAUAUUAAUGAACUUACUGAUAACGUAAUGGGUUCCCAAUCAAAUUUUGAUGUUAUUGUAAUUACUUUAGAUAUCUUAAGAAUAUUGUCAAACAUGAUUGGUUUGGUCUUAGUUAAGAAGGUCCGAAGAAGACUUCUUAUAUUUAUAACUAUUGGUAUUAAUUUAGCAACUUUACUUCUAAUAGCUGGUUAUACAUUUGCCAAACAGAAAGAUAUAUUGCCAUAUGAUAAUCCUUACAUUGGUAUGUUUGUGAUAUACUUGCAUAUGUUUUCAAUAGCUACAGGUGCGUUGCCCAUGGCGUAUGUUCUUGCUGGUGAAAUAUUCCCAUUACAAUACAAAGGGCUGUGUGGAGGCAUCAGCACAUUUACCAUGUCGAUGAAUCUCUUCAUCAACACGAAAACUAUAACGAUAUUAUGUAAUACAAUUGGCUUUUCUGGAACGUAUUUGUUGUAUUCUGGAGUUGUCGCCUAUUGUCUUACUAUGGUUGGUAUAUUACUGCCUGAAACUAAAGAUAGGACACUUUUAGAAAUUGAGGAGGAGUUCAGAGGGAAGAGAAUCAUAGUAAAUUGUUAAUUCACAUGUAUUCUUGUAUAUUUUAUAUGUAUUAUUAUAACAAAAUUAAAAACAACUACAUAAAUUAUGUAGAUAUUACUUACUUAUAUGGAGGAUAUAUAGAUUGUAAUGUAAAAUUAAUUAUUGUAUCUAGAUACUUAUGUAUCUAUUAAAUAAUAGUCAAGCAUGAGUUAGGUUUACACACUUUUUGGUAGUUUGAAAUGUUUUGUAAAACAUGUUUUAGUUUUCUUUUUUAGAACACAGUGUAAACAAAUAUGAUUUAGGUGUAAACGAGUGUAAAUGUAUUAUUUCUUAUGUGCAAAAUAGCCUUCUAAAGAAAAGAGUAUUAAGAAAAUCGGUAGGUUUAAGAACACUAGAUUAUGCUAAUAUUUUAAGUGCAUUGCAAUGUACGCAAAUCGUAUGACGACUGCCUAUUUUUAUUACAAAUAAAUUAGAACGGUUUGCUGGAAGAAAUCUCUUGUUAGAUAAAUGCUUGCUUUUGUAAAAAUAAAUGUUUUUGUCAUUAUGUUUGUGUCCAAUAAAGAAUUAAGGAUUGGAGCUGAUGUAGUUGAGUUGAGGUAGUUCAAAAUCUACUUAAGUAGUAUUGAAACAGAGCAGAACUAUUUUAUAUAAUUUGAAAUAAUAAAUAAGUAGAAAAGGGUAUACUGAUCAAAUGAAGGUGACAUGAUGGCAGAGAUUAUGGUCCUUGCCUUUCUUGCCUAAGGCGUAACUUACUUAUUCCGUAAAGGAAUAUAAAUUAUUAUAGGUAGGGAGAUGUUUAUUGCAUUUUAAAGUUUCUAUAAUAAGACUAUCGCUAAUCAAAUGCAAAGUAAUGAUACUCAUCGAUUGUGGAAACCAUAACAUGGUUACAUUUUCAAUGUUAUGGCCUCCAUAACACUAGCGCUGUAGGAAGUAAAUUUGUUGUAGCGUAAUUCUGUUUGAGAGAAAUCCAUCUAUGUAUAUCUAUUUAGAAUUGCCUAUUUAUUUUCUGUCUGUAAUAUUUUUAAGUAUUUAUUUAUAUUUAUUUAAUUUGAUAAAGUGUUCAGACGGAUUUAUGUGACAAUACCAAUUAUAGUGUACGUAACAUUGUUACUGUUUUUACAUACUGUAAUUACAUUGCGAAGAGUAAAUCUAAAUAAAGCCACAAUAAACUAGCCCACCGGUUUUGGAUUUUUGUUAAUUAUAUUUAUAAAUAUAAAAAAUAUAUAUAUAUUGGAUAUGUCCAUCUAUUUAAGAGCUGCGCUCUUGUCGGUGGAGCUCUUGCCACUCACUACGAUUGUCAACGAGUCUCUUCACUUCUUGAUACGACACGACACCAACUCCUUCCUUGAUCUGCCUGAUGUAACUAUGUCUCGGUCUCCCUCUCCCCCUCGUUCCUUCUAUCUUACCUUCUAUUAUAAUGUUUAUAAGUUCGUCGUGUCGUAUCAAGUGUCCCAACAUUUUUCCCCUUCUGUCCUCAAUAGUUCUAAUGAUUUGUCUUUUUUCCUUAACCCUAAGCAGGACCUUCUCAUGGAUAUACUAAAAUUAAUCAAAUAGAUUGCAUGAAGAGAUGCAUAAAUGUUGUGAAAAGAAAGCAUUUUAGAAUAAGGAGCACAUGGAGUUUUGUGGUCUUCAUAUAUCAAUAAGGUUAAAAUGGGUAAAGCAAUAACAAUAACAAAAAUUUACCUUUAA